This is a messenger RNA of Lepisosteus oculatus (spotted gar), 3181 nucleotides long. It is a transcript of the gene rbm43, whose product is annotated as RNA binding motif protein 43. NCBI's taxonomy places the organism in Eukaryota, Metazoa, Chordata, Actinopteri, Semionotiformes, Lepisosteidae. Gene Ontology annotation, molecular function: RNA binding. The record is from RefSeq and is a predicted model, not a curated record.
GUGGCUUGUACAUUGUGUAGUGAUUUGUAUGGCAGGACCAAUUGUAGUUGUAGACUAUAUGUUGUCUGUAGAGUUCUUAGAAAAACAACUGCACGGGCGGGGAGCUGUUCGUCUCGAAGACUAAAUGAAAACUAUUUCGUUGCUCAGUACGGGUCCUUGGAGCUAAGUGAAAGCUCGCUGAUGACGGGCGUUGAAAUCGUUUUUACUUUCGCUUCUGCGUGAGCGGCGAAGGGGCAAUAGGCUUUGACAAACAAAUGGAGUUCAGAAGCAGUCCAUGGCUUCAGAGUUCACGACCAUCCAGGUCUUCAAGGUUCCCAGCAUCCUCCCUGCUGACCGCAUGACUGAUAAGUUGAUGAUUCACUUCCUGCGGCCAAGGAAUGGGGGAGGAGAAGUGCUGGGAGUAAAGUUCCCUAUGAGCACCCCAGGACAGGCACUGGUGACUUUUGAACUCCUGGAAGUGGCUGAUCGUGUUUUACAGCGGGACCAUGUCCUGGAGCUGGAGGGACAGAGGUUCCCCUUGGAGCUCAAGAAACUAGAGAUUGACAUUCCAGCAGAGACAAAUCUAGAUCUCCAGAUGUUUCCAGACCAAAGUUCUGUAUGGGAGUUGCUUCAGCGACAUCGUUUCAGAGUGACACAUGGCAGCCCUGGGCAACUGCACCUGCAAGGGACCUUCCUAGGCCUGAGUGUGUUACGGACUCAGCUGCAAGAACUGCUGCUCACUGCACCCCCUGCCCGUGUGCGUGGCCCCCCUCAUCAUCACUACCCCCUGAAAGAGCAGGAGUAUUUAGGAACGCUCCACAUCAAUGGGUACGCUGCUGGGUCCAAAACCAAGGUUUCUCAGGAAUCCACCAUGCUUUUAAAGCAAAAUGGAGCUGUGGACAUAGGUGGGACUCAUCACAGUAGAAGCCCUCCAUUUACUGGAAGCACAAUCCCCAGCCGUGAGUCUCUGCGUAGUCCUGCUGCCACUGCAGUGUUGUCUGGCUCCUUUGAAUCUUCCUCUUUCACUUACCCCUCCCCUAGCAGGUCUGGGGACUCAUCCCAUGAGUGGUUAGAGUCUUUCCGCAGUGAUGCCAGCACCCCAAGGCACAGGGCUGACCUCUCCUUCAGCGCCUCUUCUUCCCAGAGUCACUCCCCUCGUUCCAGUGCCCACCCUCAGACAUCCUUCGUCAUCGACACACACGUAAUCCGCUAUGCCCAAAGAUUCAAGAGUGUGGAUGUGCAAGAGAUCUUGAAGAAACAUUCUUUAAGAAUGAAUGUGCAAGGAGAAGGCUCUGAAUUGAGCACUGUAACGCUGCUCCCUGCUUUUUAUGAGGCUGAGAGGGGCACACAGAGAACUCUUCAGAGCACCUUGAAGAGUGCCUGUGAUGAGCUGUCCAGCUUCCUGUCUCUGGUCGGCCAAUCUCUGCGCACGCAGGAGGUACACCUGUCCUCAUGUGACCAUGAUCAGCGGGCUGCAAUCGCUAAGAGUAUUCCAGUGCUGGCAGAAGUCUACUCUGUGCUUGUCAAGCAACGGGGGGACACCAUCUAUCUGGUGGGAUCCUCCAGAGGGAGCUACGAGAUGAAGCUGAGGUUGCUGGGAGAGGAGCUCAGUUUGCCAGGUGUGGGUCGCGAGGGGAGGGGGGUGCGACCCGGCAGGACUGUCACACGGAGCUCCUCUCUGCCUCGCACGCCCAGUAGGACAGGAGUCCGGGUACCUGAACAGGGAUCUCCCAGAGCUCAGGGGUAUUCUCCCAGUAAGUACCAGAAAGAGGACGUGGGACCUGGGAAGCAGAUGCAGGAGAUGGCUGCAUUAAUGCCUUGUGCAGACAGAGAGGUCCCAAGAAGGAGAAGCCACUCUGAGACCCGUAAUAAGCAUUUGAUAGAAAGACCAGUACAGGGUGAGAGCAGCCUAAGAAACAUGCAGUCUGGUAUACAGAAACAUGUAGGGCUGGACCCUGUAACAAUGCAGAGGACUGAGAGACAAAGUAGAAAAACACCAACAAUACUAAAAUCACUGGGUGAUUUGUCAAAACAAAAACAAAAAGUGAUGAAGCAUAAAUGACCAAAGUCUGUGGAUGUGUAUGUUCUUUUACAGCUGUGCCUGAGCAAAACUAAUGUGUACAAGUAUGUAUUACCUAAGGAAUUGAGAGUUAAAACUUGCUAAUGGUAUGAAAAUAAGAGUCUAGGCUGUGUUUUUAACUUCUCAAAAUUACGACAGCCCAAUUUCAGUGCUUCAGCUGCAUUGUGAAACAUGUGGACUGUAGAGAAAAUUGCUUGUGCAUGCCUAACAAGUCAGCGAGAGUGAGAGUAUGACAUUUCAGAAUGGGGUACAGCAGGCAAAAAGCCUGGCCAAUAAAUACCCUUUUCUCACAAGAAUUAAAAAAACUGAAUCUCAGUACUGUUCCUUCUUUAAAUACCAACAUUUUCAGGGCAUGUUCUCUCUCUGUGAUGUUCCUACAUCACUUUACAAAACCAUUAAAAGCCCAAGGAUUUGUGUGCCAAGGCUGACCAGCACCUCACUCUCUUGAACACAACUGAACACAAUUAAAAAUAGCUGUGAACUGUCCUUGAUACAACUUAUUGUAAAUAUUGUCAUUUCCUACUAUUGUGAUGACUCACUCAUGACCAACAGAAUCGUUUGUAUAAUACACUCAUGUGCUAAAAUAUUUGGUAUCCCUACCAAUUAACAUGCUGAGCCUCAGCAAGUUGUUAAAAAAUAUGAACAGUUUUCUUGAAUUCCACAAGACUUUAAGACACUUCAGGCAGCUUUCAGAAAUGAUUGGGAGUGUUCGGUAUUCAGUAAAAUAAUGAUGUGUGGGACUGACCUGCUCAACCCAUAAUUUUCAACAGGAUUAAGGUUCAGGGCUUAAUCAGAUGCUGAUGGAAGUCUGUCUCUUGUCCUGAAGAUGACUAUGGAUUGUACUCAGGCUGCUCAUUUGCCUUAAUAUUUUAUUCAGUGAGUGUAUAGAAAGAAGACUGUACCAUGUCUUGUGAAGGUGUUGAUUAAGGUAAAUUAAAGUUUCCAGCACCAUGUUUAGAAGCUGCUAGCUGUAGUAUCUGUGGCAUUUUAAAGGAAAAGGAUUGCAUAAUCCAGCCUCAUUGUUCUACGCAUUUGAAAAUAAUUAUAUUUUACAUAUGUUAUACCAAUGGAGCUGUAUGUUUUGAUGUUAAGAUUACGAAGUAAAGUCUUCAUUGAAAUUAA